Daphnia pulicaria is the source of this 2097-nucleotide messenger RNA. RefSeq lists its product as uncharacterized. Lineage: Eukaryota; Metazoa; Arthropoda; Branchiopoda; Diplostraca; Daphniidae. The coding region runs from base 1 to 2097 and encodes 698 amino acids. The record is from RefSeq and is a predicted model, not a curated record. Gene Ontology annotation, molecular function: protein binding. The transcript has 3 exons.
AUGACUCCAAAUGCAUUUUCAAUUGCAUCUCCGAAAUGGAAAGUGACACAUUAUGCAAUACUUGUACUAUUUAUCGCAGUUAUCGCAGUCACUACUGUUCUAAUCCUCGCGUUCACAACUGACAUUUUCCACCACGGUUCGUCUUCAAAGGAGGAAACGGGAGAAACUCAACAAACCGAUAAAGAUGAUAGCCAGCAGCAGAGGGAUGAAGAGAAAAUUGAACCCAAACCAGGGAACUCACCAGUCCAGAUCGGGCCCUCAUCUUCGUCAUGGGCUCAACUUCAAAUCUCGACUACUGUAUUUGAUUCAAUGCCCUACGGUGGAUUCAGAGUCAAAAUUUACGAACAAAAGAAUAAUGAAAACACAACAACGACCAAUGCAAUCGACAAAAAAUAUUUCUACAUGCCCAUCACCAUUCUGAACCAUCAAAGUGCCGUCUCUUCCAUCAACAAUUCCACCAAACAGCCCGAGGUCAAUUUCCGCAUCGAAAUGUGGAAUAAUGAGGUCCAGAGCCAAGUCGUCAAUUAUUUGAAGGAAUCUCUCAGUCAACCAAUCAAAGCCAAUCAAGUACAAGUCAUCCCUUUAGAGAAUGUUGCUCUGGUCAGCACGAAAUCUUCAACCGUCUUCUCGCUGCCAACCGAUUGGCUGUUGUAUCAACAGCACCAGUCGGUCAAAUUUACUCUGUCAUGUUUCGUCAAGAAAGAUUGUGACCAAAUAGCGGCGGAUAUGCGCAGCAAUCCCCAACAAUUCGAUCAAUUCAAAUUGCUUUUCAGUUUGUCUUCGCAGAGUACGCAGACCAGACAGACGGUCAUCCGCAUCGACAACAUCGUCAAAGGACAAAUGAUGACGCAACUCAUGCAGAAAUUCAAUGAAAGCACCAAAGACGCUCUGCUAACGGCCAGCGACGAGAAGAAACUCUUGACGGAAUCGACGACCAACGUCUUGAUCGACACGUUCGACGACUCGGACGUCGUUUCCCAAAAUUCAGAGUCGCAUGUUUACAACAUGUUGGAGAGUUUACUCGUCUCAUCAAGGACGAUCAUCAGGGAUCAAAGCGAUAAAAUGUGGGAUUCGGUAUUUUGGAACGAGGACAACUAUCGACCGGACAAAACAACAAAAACUCUGAACGACAUUUACAAUAAAUUGGAGAACCAAGACCAGAAAAAGUUCAUCAACUCAUUCCAAAAUACAGACAAAAAUGGUUUUAGCAUAGGAGGAGGUAUCGAGACGAUUGGAACGUUCGAAACAAAAUUCGAAAAUGAAAUUUCUCGUCACGGCUCGACAACGAAAGAAGCCAUAAACAAACUUUUGAAGGAAAGCAAAGAUAAUGCACAGUGGGACGGAGAGAAAUUUGUUCCCAAACCUUUGCAGCUCAGCAAAAUCAACUUAGCGAACCUACGGGACACCCAAUCCUUUAAGGAUCGCAGAGUGAGCGUCAAAUACUCGACUGCCGUCCUGUCAACUCCUAUAAAUUUUCAACAAAAUUCCAACUUGAUAUUCACUGACGAAUGGCAAAAUCUCAAGAAUGAAUUGAAAGAGAUAAAGAGUAACUCGGAAAAUUUGAAAAAAGAACUUAACAUCGCUACUAAAUAUGCGAAUGUCACGUUUGCAAAGAUCAACAGAGAAUCGGAGAAUUUGAAAAAGGAACUGAACGAUUUCCAGAAAACGAUCGGCUACGUCGAUGUGAAAUCGUCCCCGGUUUACUUCCACGCCAAUAGACACGUGAACUUUGAUGAAGUCAACGCAGUCAUUCCAUUUCCUGAGUUAAGACUAAAUGUGGGCAAUGCCAUGAGCACCAACGGAGUUUUUGAAGCUCCCGAACCGGGCAUAUAUUUCUUUUCUUUUUCGGGACUAAGUAAUUACAGAAGUUUAGGACGAGUUGAUUUACAAAUGUUGAAUACGAGCGGUUGGUCAAAAAUCGGACAAGCCUACGGUGAACCAAAUUACGAAACUUUGACCGUCAAGUCCAUCAUACACCUGAAUAAAGGCGACCAAAUUAGAUUAAUGUUGAGAGAAGGAGUAAUUCACGAAGGCCAAAACGUAGAUGGCCCAUUUACACAUUUUGUUGGCUGGUUAAUAGAGGAAGACAUCUUUUAA